UAGUCGAAACAGACUCCUAAAAUCUGUUAUGUGUGCAAAUUGGAUAAAUAUUCAGUUUCAAAAACUCUGUCAAAUUCUGCCAAAAUUGAAAUUGGGGUUUUAUUUGACUUCUGAGCCGAUGUCGAGCAGUUCUUUGCCCCUUCGGCCCGAAAUAAACGUUGGGCUUAAAUCUAUUAUGGGCUGACAGAGACCAUAUUAGACAACCGAACCACUAAAUAUCUUGCUUACAAACGUAAACCCUAAACCCCAUUUUCCUGUAUUUGAAUCGGACGUUGCCGUUGGUCUGUUUAUUCGGUGAAAACUGAAAAAUUAAAGCGAGAGGAAAUGACGAAGAAGAAGAAGCAAAAGAUAGUGUUGCCACCGGAGCUGCCACCGGAAAUAACCGAAGAGGAAAUCGAGGUCUCCGAUGACGACUUGGAAUUCGUGAAAAAGAAUCUCGAUUAUGCUGGCUUUGUUUCUCGAUUAGACACCGACUCCAUCACCAGGCACGUGGCUCGUGUAGCUGAUUUAGAUGGAGAAGAAUUAGAAGCAGCCUAUGAGAAGCGUCUAAAAAGGAAGUCACAGAAACAGAAAAAAGAAGAAGAGGAAAACAGAAUUGAAGUUGACCGUGUUGACGCUCUUCCUGUCAAAACUUUAGAUGGAAAACUUCAUUAUCGCACAUUGGCUAAGAAAUCAGAAGAUGGAGAUGCUGAGAAGGAUGACGCUGAUGAUGAUCAUGCUGAUAAAGGUAUAAUGAAGUUGUCUAAAGCAGAAAGGAGAGCGAAGUUGAAGAAGAGUAAAAAGGAGGCAAAGAAACAAGGAAAGGAAUUGGAGAAAACUGAACAACUGGAACAAACACAGCAAGCCGCUGUGCUGGCUGAGGUGAAGGAAGAUCUUACAGCAGAAGAAUCGUUUGACAGAAAGAAGGUUAAACUGGCAGAGUUAGGAAUAGCACUGCUGGCAGAUCCAGAGUCUAAUAUAAAAUCUCUGAAAGAAAUGUUUCAGUUUUGUACAGAUAAUGACCAUGCUAUUGUUAAACUUGGAUUGUUGUCCUUGUUGGCUGUUUUUAAAGACAUUAUUCCAGGCUACCGGAUUAGGCUUCCUACUGAAAAGGAGCUAGAAAUGAAAGUUUCCAAGGAAGUUAAGAAGAUGCGGUACUAUGAAUCCACACUUCUGUCUACAUAUAAGGCAUACUUGCAAAAGCUGAUGGUGUUAGAGAAGGAGUCUAAAUUCCAGCAUGUGGCUGUUCGCUGCAUCUGUACUUUACUUGAAGCAGUUCCCCACUUCAACUUCCGUGAGAAUUUGUUAGGUGCUGUGGUGGAACAUAUAGGCUCUCCAGAUGAUAUAAUAAGGAAACUUUGUUGUGCUGCCAUUAAGUCACUUUUUACCAAUGAGGGAAAGCAUGGUGGUGAAGCUACUGUGGAGGCUGUCCGGUUAAUAGCUGAUCAUGUUAAAGCUCAAAAUUGCCAAUUGCUUGGUGAUUCUGUUGAGGUCUUCCUUUCAUUGUCCUUCGAUGAAGAUCUUGGAACACGUAAAGAAGAAGAGAAGGAAAACAACGAUAAACAGAAGAAAAACAAAAAGAGAAAGAAUGUUGAGGAGCCAGGUCAAUUGCGAAAAAAUGACAGGAAAAAAAGUAGAAAAGAAUUGAUGAAAAAAAUGGGUGAGGAGGUUGCUGCUGAUUAUAAGGCGGCUACUUUUACCGCAGAUGUUAAGGAACAGAGAAGGAUGCAAUCAGAAGCCCUUUCUGCUGUCUUUGAGACUUACUUUCGCAUCUUGAAGCAUACCAUGCAGUUAACAACAGCUAGCACUCAAGACAAUUGCAAUUCAGUUGUGGAUGGACCUGGGCCCCACCCACUACUGGCUCCUUGUCUGAAUGGUUUAGGGAAGUUCUCUCAUCUGAUAGAUCUGGAUUACAUUGGAGAUCUUAUGAACUAUCUGAAUAAGCUUGCUGGCAGUGGUAUCAACUCUAGUGGUUCCUCAGAAAAAUGUUCCAAGUACUUGAGUGUGUCUGAACGACUUCGAUGCUGCAUUGUUGCCUUUAAAGUGAUGAAGAUCAAUCUAGAUGCACUGAACGUUGAUUUGCAGGGAUUCUUUGUGCUGCUAUACAAUAUUUUACUUGAGUACAGGCCUGGAAGAGAUCAAGGGGACGUAUUGGCAGAAGCUUUGAAGAUUAUGUUAUGUGAAGAUAGACAGCAUGACAUGCAAAAGGCUGCUGCAUUUGUGAAACGUUUGGCCACGUUCUCAUUGUGCUUUGGAUCAGCAGAAUCAAUGGCUGCUAUGGUAACUCUGAAGUACCUCCUUCAGAAGAAUGUCAAAUGCCGGAAUCUAUUGGAGAAUGAUCCUGGAGGUGGCUCAGUUUCUGGUAUCAUUGCGAAAUAUCAGCCAUAUGCCAUGGAUCCAAAUUUAAGCGGCGCACUCGCUUCAGUCCUCUGGGAACUCAACCUUCUCUCCAAGCAUUUUCAUCCAGCUGUUUCAACAAUGGCCUCUAGCAUUUCAAGCAUGAGCACGACUCAUAACCAAGUUUAUCUCUCGUCAAUGUCUCCUCAGCAAGCCUUUGCAGAGUUGUCACUUGGACGGGAGUUGCUCAACCCAAAAUAUGACAUCGGAAAGUCAAAUAACAAGAGAAAAAAGGGGUCGUCUAAAAUUUCUGUCAUUGAUAGAAAUCUAGAUACAGUUUCAGCUGAUGAAGAUGAGCUGAGAAAGAAAUUUUCUGAUCAUUUCGUGCUCCUUCGCGACUUAAAAGAGAAUGAGAGAUUAAGGGGUCAGCUGGAUCAUGCCACAUUAGCCCUGCAAUUGUAUGAUGAAUAUAAGAAGCAAAAGAAGAAAAGCAGGAAGGCGUAAAAUUAAGAACGAUAUCGGUAAAUUCUUCAGUGUACAGUAGAGAGGCUUUGCGGCCCUGGCUUUUGUAUUCUGCAGCUGAGGUUUAGCUGAGGUUGAGCUAAAGAAGCUCUAGUAUUUAGUGUUAGGUUGAGCCCAAAUCUAUUUAAAACUGAAGCCCAAAAUUUAAAUCCAAACUGGAUUCCUUGCAAAACUAGUCCGAGUCAAUCAUGCUUUCCAGCCUUCAAAACGAAGGGCAUCAAAGAAAAAGACCCAAAAUCUAAUACUAAGCGAUGACUCAAUUUACUGUUUGUUAAA
Molecule: messenger RNA, 3114 nt
Organism: Ricinus communis (castor bean)
Lineage: Eukaryota; Viridiplantae; Streptophyta; Magnoliopsida; Malpighiales; Euphorbiaceae
Product: nucleolar complex-associated protein 3
Exons: 13
Coding region: 325-2820 (831 amino acids)
Biological process (GO): DNA replication initiation
Cellular component (GO): nucleolus
Molecular function (GO): chromatin binding
Source: RefSeq, a predicted model, not a curated record